Molecule: messenger RNA, 1925 nt
Organism: Megachile rotundata (alfalfa leafcutting bee)
Lineage: Eukaryota; Metazoa; Arthropoda; Insecta; Hymenoptera; Megachilidae
Gene: Cdk8
Product: cyclin-dependent kinase 8
Biological process (GO): protein phosphorylation
Cellular component (GO): nucleus
Molecular function (GO): ATP binding; protein serine/threonine kinase activity
Source: RefSeq, a predicted model, not a curated record
CACUCAACACGACUACACCAGGUUAUAGAAUACAUAUAAAUUUACGAUUCACCACGUUCGAAAAAUGUACAUGCUGCCAUCUAGAUUUAUUUGAUAAUUGUCCGAUAAUAAUAAACAUGAUGGAUUACGAAUUUAAAAUGAAAACCCAAAAAGAUCGGACAAAGGUCGAGGAUCUUUUCGAAUUUGAAGGAUGUAAAGUUGGAAGAGGAACCUACGGGCAUGUCUAUAAAGCUCGUAGGAAGGAAGGUGUACCAGAUAGCGAAUUAAAAUCCCGGCCAGAUACAAAGGAUUUUGGACUUAAACAAAUUGAAGGAACAGGGCUUUCAAUGUCCGCGUGUCGUGAAAUUGCAUUACUUAGAGAAUUAAAACAUGUAAAUGUAAUUACACUAAUCAGAGUUUUCCUAUCGCAUAAUGAUCGCAAAGUAUGGUUACUAUUUGAUUUUGCUGAACACGAUUUAUGGCAUAUAAUCAAGUUUCACAGAGCAGCGAAGGCUAAUAAAAAGCCUGUUAUGGUACCAAAAGGUAUGGUCAAAUCUUUGUUGUAUCAAAUCCUGGAUGGUAUUCACUAUUUACAUUCCAAUUGGGUGCUCCAUAGAGAUUUGAAACCUGCAAAUAUUUUAGUAAUGGGAGAAGGAAAUGAAAGAGGACGAGUAAAAAUUGCUGAUAUGGGUUUUGCUAGAUUAUUUAAUGCUCCCUUAAAACCUUUGGCAGAUUUAGAUCCAGUUGUAGUAACAUUUUGGUAUAGAGCACCAGAAUUACUUUUAGGUGCUAGGCAUUAUACAAAAGCUAUAGAUAUCUGGGCUAUUGGUUGUAUAUUUGCAGAACUGUUAACGUCUGAACCUAUAUUUCAUUGUAGACAGGAAGACUUGAAAACUAGCAAUCCAUAUCAUCAUGAUCAGUUAGAUAGGAUAUUUAAUGUGAUGGGAUUUCCUAUGGAAAAAGAUUGGGAAGAUAUUAAGAAAAUGCCAGAACACCCUACGUUAUUGAAAGAUUUUAAAAGACAAAAUUAUGCAAAUUGUUCACUCACAAAAUAUAUGGACCGACAUAAAAUAAAACCCGACAGCAAGGCAUUUAAUUUGCUUCAAAAAUUAUUAAUGAUGGAUCCUAAUAAACGAAUAACGUCCGAACAUUCUAUGCAAGAUGCCUACUUUCAAGAGGAACCACUGCCAACGCAAGACAUAUUUGCUGGAUGCCCAAUUCCGUAUCCUAAACGAGAAUUUUUGACGGACGACGACACAGAGGAAAAGACUGAAAAUAAAGCACGACAAAAUCAACAGCAAAAUCAACAAAAUCAACAACAACAACAAGGAAACGACGAUCAUAACCACGGACAAAACGCUAAGCGGGUAAGACUUAACGGCCCUCACGGAGCUCCAGAGUUUCAUCAGCACCAGAGUCACGCGAUGACCCACCAACAACCACCCGGCAUGGUUUAUUCGACUGCUCAACCAACGCAACCGUCAAAUUUUCAUCAACGUUUUUGAAAUAAUUAAAUUACUAGUUUACCGAUUUAACCAAUUUCUGUGAACCGAUGAACGCGUCGACGGCUCCCGUGUAUAUUACUUCACAGUAAAGUAAUAAAAUUUUAUUUAUACAUUGUACAAUACGCAGCAUAUACUGCAAAGUAUUUUUUACUAUAAGACGUAUCUCGAAUUUUACGGCAAACAUCGAUGCCAAUUUGCAAACGAUUACUAAAAUUUAAUGAUCGUAUGCAAAAUGAUAUGUUUGUUAUCUCUGAUAAUCGAUAUCGAUCAAUUUCUAUGACAAAAUAUUAAAAUUUGUUAAACAUUGUAUAUACCUUAAACAUUUUUGCGUUCUUGUAAACAAUUGUAAACGAAUUCGAAUCGAACGAAAUGAUAAGAAAACAAUAAAAAGGAGCAUUAAGUUUCUUUAAGAAAAAGAAAAAGGUGCAAAUUAAAAUGACA